This is a messenger RNA of Emiliania huxleyi CCMP1516, 1029 nucleotides long. RefSeq lists its product as hypothetical. The record is from RefSeq and is a predicted model, not a curated record. NCBI's taxonomy places the organism in Eukaryota, Haptophyta, Isochrysidales, Noelaerhabdaceae. Gene Ontology annotation, cellular component: cytoplasm. The transcript has 3 exons. The coding region runs from base 1 to 1029 and encodes 342 amino acids. Gene Ontology annotation, molecular function: phosphatase activity.
AUGGAAGGCAACGAGCCGGACCCACAGCUGCCCGCAAAGAGAAUCUUCUUUGUGCGACACGGCGAGGGCGAACACAACCUUGGGGGUCACGCCAGCAGUGGGUACCUGAUAGCGGACGCCGUCCUCACCGCGGCCGGCCAGGUGCAGUGCCGGUCCAUUUGCAGUGCCCUUUCUUCGCCUCCGCCACAGCUCGUGGUCGUUUCGCCGCUGCGGCGCACGAUGCACACGGCCAUGCUCGCUUUUGGCAACACGGCUCCCUUUCUGCUACUCCCGUCCAUCAUGGAGACGGGCCUGAUGCCGUGCGACUGCCCGCAGCCGGCGGCCGGCGCCGCAAUGCUGGAGGAGGUCGGCUGGCCGGGGCUGGCUCGCCAGUACGCGGCGCUCGGCGAGGGAUGGGACACCAAGGGGCCGGGCUGGCGGGCGUCGGUGCUCGAGCGCUUCGCGGCGCUGAUCGAGCUGCUCGGCGCGCGCGAGGAGGAGAGGAUAGCGGUGGUGUCGCACCACGACUUCCUCAAGGCGAACCUCGGCAUCUCGUUCGAGCCGGCCGAACUCCGCGCCUUCAGUCUCUGCGCCGGCGGGCUGCUCGAUGAGCUCGAUGGCCUCCACGCGCUCCACGUCGCCCGCCUCGCCGGACUCGCGCGAGCGACCAAAGUCGGCCUAAGCGUCGCCGCCUCGACAAACGAGGCAGACGACAGGCUCGCCCGGUCCGCGCACGGCGGCUCGCUCCACCGCGACCUCGACGCGGUGGGGCGGCGGAGCGCCCCCUCUUCGACACACGGCGGCAUCGCUUUUGGCGCCGACGCGAUGGCGCGAAUCGCGCCGCCGCCCGCCGCGGUGUCGCUCACGCUGCGCGUCGAUGUGGGCGGCACGGCGGACUCAGGGCACAAGGGGGCCACCCCCGCCCCCGGCAGCGGGUCGCCGCCGCCGUCCAGCCCGUCGCCGUCGUCGCUGGGCUCUACUACUAAGGCGAGCAGCCCGCUGGGGCGGCGCAGCUGCAUCGCGCCGGCGCUGCCUCCGCACUGCGAGUGA